AUGGAUUCAAUCAUUUCUGUAAUUGGAACCUAUGUUUCCUGGGAUCUCAAGAGUCUGCUGCUCUUCGCUGCAGUUUUCAUCAUCACUGCAGACUAUAUUAAGAAUCGUCGGCCAGCAGGCUAUCCUCCAGGACCCCGGGGUCUUCCAAUUAUGGGCAACCUAUUCACUAUAGAUCAGAACAGGGCCCAUGAGAGUAUGACACAGUUAGCAGAGAGAUAUGGAAAUGUGUACAGUCUACGGAUGGGACAGGAACGGAUGGUGGUUUUAAACGGGUUUGAUAUUCUGAAAGAAGCUCUAGUGACGCAGGGAGACAGCCUGGUGGACCGCCCGGAGCUUCCUUUUCAGACUGAUAUAGCACAUGGAUUAGGUGUCAUUACCAGUAGUGGAAACCUCUGGAAGCAGCAGAGACGCUUUGCGCUUUCAACCCUUAGACAGUUUGGAUUUGGCAAGAAGUCACUUGAAUCUGUCAUCCUGGAUGAAUUUACAUAUUGUGCAAAAAACAUCAGAAGCUAUAAAUGUAAGCCAUUCGAUCCACACCUUAUUCUCAACAAUGCUGUCUCCAACAUCAUCUGCUCUCUGGUGUUCGGCCAUCGCUUUGAGUACGGUGAAGAGAAGUUCAUUAAAAUGAUGCAACUGUUUGACAAAGCGCUCCAGAUUGAAGGCUCCAUUUGGGGACAGCUCUACAAUGCAUUUCCUGUCCUGAUGAGACGUUUACCAGGUCCACAUCAGACUGGCAAGCAGAUGUGGAAUGAAGUGAAGGAUUUCAUACGAGUAGAGUUAAAUGAGCACAAGAAGACCUGGGAUCCCUCAGAAACACGUGACUACAUUGAUUGUUACCUCAGUGAGAUUCAAAUGAAUAAGGGGCAGGACGACAGCACUUUUGAUGAGGAAAAUCUGGUUAUUUGUGUUUUGGAUCUUUUUGUGGCUGGAUCUGAAACCACAUCCACCACCCUGCGCUGGGCUUUCCUCUACAUGGCAAAAUAUCCUGAGAUUCAGGAAAAGGUACAGGCUGAGAUAGACAGAGAGAUUGGAGAGUCCAGACAGCCAUCAAUGGAGGACCGUGCAAACCUGCCUUACACUGAUGCUGUUAUCCAUGAGAUCCAGAGGAUUGGAAACAUAGCUCCUCUUAGUGUGCCGCAUGUCACUACCAGACAUAUCCAACUGGGAGGCUACACAGUCCCAAAGGGAGUUAUAGUAAUUCCCAAUUUGACAUCUGUGCUGUUCGACAAGCAAGAGUGGGAGACGCCCCACACCUUCAAUCCAAAUCACUUUCUGAAUGAGGAGGGCAAGUUUGUGAAACGAGCAGCUUUUCUGCCUUUCUCUCUUGGUAAGCGGGUGUGUCUUGGAGAGAGCCUGGCCAAGAUGGAGCUUUUCCUCUUCUUCACCUCCUUCAUGCAGCACUUCACAUUCUCCAUGCCUGCCGGGGUGAAGCCUGAUAUGGACUACCGCUUUGGGCUCACUCUGACACCGAAGAAUUAUGAAAUCUGCGUAACCCCACGUCAUUAG
Pelmatolapia mariae (spotted tilapia) is the source of this 1506-nucleotide messenger RNA. Its product is annotated as cytochrome P450 2J4-like. Bases 1 to 1506 code for a protein of 501 amino acids. The record is from RefSeq and is a predicted model, not a curated record. Gene Ontology annotation, cellular component: cytoplasm; intracellular membrane-bounded organelle. Gene Ontology annotation, molecular function: iron ion binding; oxidoreductase activity, acting on paired donors, with incorporation or reduction of molecular oxygen, reduced flavin or flavoprotein as one donor, and incorporation of one atom of oxygen; heme binding. Gene Ontology annotation, biological process: xenobiotic metabolic process. The transcript is spliced from 9 exons. Lineage: Eukaryota; Metazoa; Chordata; Actinopteri; Cichliformes; Cichlidae.